CCCUGUGCGAAGCCACCCCCUGAGGCGCGGCGUGCUGUGCCGCAGGGGGCUCCGACGGCUCGAGGCUGUACGACUGCGUCUGGCGGUACAACUCCAGCGUCAACGAGUGGACGGAGGUGUCUCCCAUGCUGAAAGCCCGGGAGUACCACAGCUCCACGGUCCUGGACGGGCUCCUCUACGUGAUCGCCUCGGACAGCACGGAGCGCUACGACCACUCGGUGGACAGCUGGGAGGCCCUGCAGCCCAUGCUCUACCCCAUGGACAACUGCUCCACCACCUCCUGCCGCGGGAAGCUCUUCGCCAUCGGCUCCCUGGCCGGCAAGGAGGCCAUGGGCAUGCAGUGCUACGACCCCGACACCGACCUCUGGUCCCUGGUCAACUGCAGCCACCUGCCUCCCUGGUCCUUCGCCCCCAAGACCGUCACCCUCAACGGCCUCAUGUACUUCAUCCGAGACGACUCGGCUGAAGUGGACGUUUACAAUCCGGCGAAGAAUGAAUGGGACAAAAUCCCCGCCAUGCUCCAGGUGCACGUGGGGGGCAGCGUGGCCGUGCUCGGCGGGAAGCUCUACGUCUCCGGGGGCUACGACAACACGUUUGAACUCUCGGAUGUCCUGGAAGCCUACGACCCCGAGACGCGGGCCUGGAGCGUGGUGGGCCGGCUCCCCGAGCCCAUCUUCUGGCAUGGCAGCGUCAGCAUAUUCCGGCAGUUUAUGCCAGAAACCACGCAGGAGGACGACGACAUCACGCUGGACAACACCAUCAGCCUGAACAGGCAGCACCAAAACCUGCACAGCCAGAACCUCAACGAGCUGCGUUAGCAGGGGGAGGCGCCAUCCCUGGCUCGGCGCCAGCUCGUGACCCAGAACCAGUGUUGCUUUGAGAGAAGGCAGACAGAAGGCACUUGGAAACAAAAACCUGCUGAUCACAGAGGGAGCGGGAAGCUCCGGACGUUUGACUUGCUGCUGCGGGACACGGCCGGCAGACCCCAAGGCCUCGCUGCCUGCAGGGGAGACCCGAGAGGUGAACUCAGAGCGGCUGCGCUCAACGUCACCCAGCAACCUACGGCCUUUCCCCGGCAGCUCCUUCGCCCCGUGAUGCUUCCUUCGCCACCAAACUCCUUUCUUUGGUUUCUUUUUUGGGAGGGGUCUGUCUGGUGGGACGGUGGCUGGGCCUCCACCUCAGUUGUGCCUCGGAGGAGGACAGAGCUCCUGCGCACGUCUUCCUCCGUGGGGCUGGGGCGGGGGGUGGGGGGUUAACACCAGAGCGUGGCCCUCGGUUCCCCUUCCCGCCUCAGAAGGAUCCAACAUAGCCGGGAUCUCGCCCCAGCUGGGCUACGGUGCUUCACCGUUCCCUUUGUCCAGAUCUCUGCCUGUAUUUUGGUGGGUUUUUUUCAGUUGUUACAACACUUAAAAUUCUGCAGGUAUUUGUUUUCCAACCCUUCCUAGCAGAGCACUUUUUCCUUCUAAGAAACACCCUUCACCUUGUAAUCGCAGUCUCACAGCCGGAUCGUUUCCAUUUCUGGUCGCAGCGAGUGCCCUGGGAGCCGGCGCGAGGGGGCAGCGGCAGCCGCGCUCCCGCUCUGUAGGGCUGAGCCAGGCCCAGAACGCCGCCACUCCCGGGGCACUGAGGGAGAGUUUUCACUCCUUCAGCGUUUUAAAGGAGCUACGUUGGUGUUGUCUUUUAGAAAAGAAAAAAUACAGGGAAAGGCGAGUGCAGCUUCCUGGGAGAUUUGGCCAAGGAUUGCCACGUUGGGCGCCCUGAGGCAGAAUUCCCCUCCUGCCGGACCUCCCCAGGGACCUCCCCAGGGGUCUCGUGCCGUUGCUCCUCCUGUUUGCGGGAGCUCUUGGGGUUUGGGCGGUUGGGAAAUGCCGCCGACGUGUUUUGGCGCAGGUGUGGGAGUUAGCCAGACUGUUGUGGAUUGAGAGGUAGCUGGUUAGUUUAGGGGUUUUUUUGUUCUUUUAGUUUGGGGUUUGCUGGGUUUUUUUGCCUGUGUAAGAUUUGCCUUUCUGCUCGCCCAAGUGACCUGGCUUGGGCUGCGUUUCCUCCAUCCACCUUCGCCGAGGAGGAGCUGCCUGCAGCUCGCGCGUGGAACGUUUGUUGAAGAAUCAGAUGGUGAAAACUGCGAUGCCUGAAAAUGAGCACUGCGCCUUUGGGAAAACGGCAGAGCGUGGCGACGGCUGCAGCGCUGGCUGAUGCGUUUUGCUUUUUCCAUCUUUUGUGUUUAACAAAUAGUAAAAACAAUUUGCAUUUCAACUUCAUCCAGAGAUGGAAGGGCCCGUCUGCUCCAUCGCGCCUCCUGGCUGGCCCCCGGACUGAGCAGGGCCGAGCCCCGUCCCCGCCACAGCGUCUGCACGGCUUUACAGAGCUCAGCUUUGCCCUGGAGGCGGUCCCAGGCCUCGCUCCUCCGCGGUGAACUCGGGAAAUCCGGGCUCUUCCCGAGCCCGAAACUCUGACAGUGCCUUGAAGCGGCCGCGUGCCGGCGGGGGUGGCGGAGGGGCCCCGCGGUUCGAAGCCUUUCCCGGUGCUGCGCGGGUGGAUUCUGAGUGUGGGGGCUCCAGUUCGGGGCAGCUCCCCCGUCUGCGGCUGUAAUGCCGCCUCCCGCCGCACUCGCCUCGCAGACGGAGGAUUUACACCGACCCCUGAGCAGCACACGCGCAGCCUUCCACCCCCGAGACCCCACCCGGCCCAACAGUUGCAGAUCUGUAUUUAUUUUUUGUAAAAGUCAUUGCGUCCGAAUCUCUGCGUACAGUCUAAAUACCAUCCUUUGAAACAAAGGCAUUUUGACAUUUACAGAUAAUGUAUUUUUAUUCUCAUAGUUUGUUUUCAAAUUUACUUGCAGCAGUCAAGUUAAAUAAAGCACGUUACGCAAAUCUCUUGACUCGUCUUUGAGGGGAGGAUUACCCGAGAGUUUUCACUGCAACGUUUCUCGUUCUAGGCCCGAGAUACGUUUAAACCAGCGACUUUCUGCCUUCUCGGUGAGUAAAGGGGGAAGGGGGGAGCGUGGUGGUGACAUCGGGGUGUGCAGGGACACGUGAUCUCGCCCCCGCCCCUGGAACGCUCAGGGGAGGG
This is a messenger RNA of Athene cunicularia (burrowing owl), 3069 nucleotides long. RefSeq names its product kelch like family member 21 (gene KLHL21). Gene Ontology annotation, molecular function: protein binding. The record is from RefSeq and is a predicted model, not a curated record. The coding region runs from base 126 to 818 and encodes 230 amino acids. The transcript has 3 exons. Lineage: Eukaryota; Metazoa; Chordata; Aves; Strigiformes; Strigidae.